This is a messenger RNA of Beta vulgaris subsp. vulgaris (sugar beet), 1187 nucleotides long. Its product is annotated as vesicle-associated membrane protein 711. Gene Ontology annotation, cellular component: membrane. Gene Ontology annotation, biological process: vesicle-mediated transport. The transcript is spliced from 4 exons. The record is from RefSeq and is a predicted model, not a curated record. The coding region runs from base 143 to 802 and encodes 219 amino acids. NCBI's taxonomy places the organism in Eukaryota, Viridiplantae, Streptophyta, Magnoliopsida, Caryophyllales, Amaranthaceae.
AAAAUAUCUUUUUCUUUCUCAAUCAAAAUCAUUAUCAAAAUUUCUCUCCAUCCUCUGCAUCGCCGAAUCAACAAUUCGCGAUUAUUUUUUUCGCCGGCGAUUGCAGAGGAGAGAGAAAAUCAAGCUUUUUUUUCCACCAUUAAUGGCGAUACUUUACGCACUAGUAGCUCGAGGAUCUGUAGUUUUAGCGGAAUUCAGCGGAACAUCGACGAAUGCUAGUACAAUUUCGAAGCAGAUUCUCGAGAAGAUUCCAGGAGAUAGCGAUACGAAUGUUUCGUAUUCGCAAGAUCGAUAUAUUUUCCAUGUUAAGCGUACUGAUGGUCUCACUGUACUUUGUAUGGCUGAGGAUAAUGUCGGACGAAGAAUUCCAUUUGCGUUUCUUGAAGAAAUACAUCAAAGGUUUGUAAAGACCUAUGGUCGUGCUAUACAUACUUCACCUGCAUAUGCAAUGAAUGAUGAAUUUUCAAGGGUGUUAAACCAACAAAUGGACUAUUACUCAAAUGAUCCGAAUGCUGACAGGCUGAACAGAUUGAAAGGUGAAAUGACUCAGGUGCGUAAUGUCAUGAUUGAGAAUAUCGAUAAAGUUUUGGAUAGGGGGGAGCGCCUGGAGCUGCUUGUUGAUAAAACUGCCACAUUGCAAGGCAAUACUCUUCGCUUUAGAAGGCAAGCUCGCCGCUUCAGAAGCACUGUUUGGUGGAGAAAUUGCAGGCUCAUGUUUACUUUGAUUAUCGUACUCUUGAUCAUCAUAUACAUUGUGCUCGCCUUUGUUUGUCACGGACCUUUGCUACCUUCCUGCUUUUAAGUAUGUGGGCGAGAAAGACUGGUUUUCAAAUUACUCUUGAGUAGAUAUGUUACUCGAUGGAUAAGUUUUGGAUCAUUUUCCACAUUUUUUUCAUGAUGAUCGGUUUCUUCUGAAUCCCGGUGUACUUUAGAUGUUCAACAAGGCAUAUAAUAAAACUUAUUGCUGUGAAAUUAUUAUUGCUCUAUAUAUGUAUAUGCAAGGUUUAUUCUUUCCUCUUUCUCUCUUGGUUCUGGCUGUCUGUUUCUUUUUCUCGGGUGGGUUGCGGAUUAUGGUGGAUUUUGCGUUGCCUGUUGCUGCUAUUUUUCUGGAGGUUGUUUGUGAACGAUGUAAUAGUAGUCUGGCAAUCUGUCAUACAUUCUUUUAAUACAUAUAUUUGGUGUUCCUA